Coccomyxa subellipsoidea C-169 is the source of this 1482-nucleotide messenger RNA. Its product is annotated as mitochondrial type-II NADH dehydrogenase. Gene Ontology annotation, molecular function: NADH dehydrogenase activity. Bases 1 to 1482 code for a protein of 493 amino acids. The transcript is spliced from 11 exons. The record is from RefSeq and is a predicted model, not a curated record. Lineage: Eukaryota; Viridiplantae; Chlorophyta; Trebouxiophyceae; Coccomyxaceae.
AUGUUGCCACGGAGGGUGCUUGGCGGUCUGGCCGCGAGCAGAGCCGAAGGCGUUGAUGGAACUUGCAGAGCACUAGUCUCAUUGCAGAAUGCACUUUGUAAGCCAUCAGAUACCGGUACAGUUCAAUUUUCUUCUCCAUGGCAGCAGCACCAGACUCGCGGACAGAAAGCUGCACCUACGCCGGCAAGUGAAUUGCCAUUGCAGACAGGCCGUGCCCGCAUGGUUGUGCUUGGGACGGGCUGGGCAGCAGCGCGACUCAUCAGAGAUAUUAAUCCAAAGUUAUUUGAUUUCACGGUGAUCUCACCGCGGAACCAUAUGGUGUUCACCCCUCUUCUCGCAAGCACUUGCGUUGGGACCCUUGAACCCAGAUCUGUUGCUUUACCCUUGACAGACAUCCAGCCUCAGCUCAAACAGCUUCAGAACAAGUACUAUGCAGCCGAUGCUGUCGCCAUCGAUAAAGAUAAACAGGUUGUGACAUGCACUGAGGAUGGGGUGGAGGAAUUUGAUGUCAAAUUCGACAUGCUGGCCAUUGCCACUGGCUCACAGGGUUCAACAUUUGGGAUCCCUGGAGUGGAGCAGCAUGCCCACUUCCUCAGAGAUGUGUCGAAUGCGACUCACAUCAGAAACCACCUUAUUGCAAACUGGAACAAGGCCAACCUCCCAACUCGGACCCAAAAGGAGCGCUCACGACUGCUCCAGAUUGUAGUCGUCGGAGGUGGCCCAACUGGCGUCGAGUUUGCCGGCGAGCUCAGCAGCUUCAUCUCUACCCGCGCGAGAGACAUUCGAAUUUCGCUGGUAGAGGGGGCGCAGCUGCUUGGCAGCUUCGACGUGCGGCUGCGCGAAUACGCCGCGCGCAAGCUGCACAACCAGGGCAUCCACCUCAUCAAGGUCAUGGUGAAGGAAGUGAAGGAGACCGAACUUAUCCUGCAGAACGGGGAUGUCAUUCCUUACGGCCUGUGUGUCUGGAGUACUGGAGUGGGUCCCACAGAUUUCACCACAUCCCUACCCUUUGCAAAGACAGCCAGGGGGCGCAUAGCAGUGGAUGACUGCCUGCAUGCGGGCGACAAGUCAAGCAACGAUGACUUCGAGCCUCUGCACAACAUCUUUGCCCUGGGAGACUGCUGCGCAAAUAAGGAGCACGCGUUGCCAGCGCUUGCACAGGUGGCAGAGCAGCAGGGGAUGUACCUAGCCAAGCAGCUGAAUGCGGCAGCAAAGGCAAGGGUGGGCAAAGAGGAGGCGCCUCAAUGGAAGCCAUUCGAGUAUCAUCACCUGGGCUCCAUGGCACUCGUUGGGAAGGGGUCUGCAAUUGUGGAGCUGGGGGAUCACAGCAAGGGCAGGGGGCUGUCCCUGACCGGCUUCAAGAGCUGGCUGGCAUGGCGCUCCGCAUACCUCACGCGGCUGGGCAACGUGCGAAACCGGCUCUAUGUGAUGCUGGACUGGACAAUCGCGCUGCUCUUUGGCCGGGACGUCUCCGCCUGGUGA